UUAUCCUGGUCUCUGCAGGUUUUUGUGAAGUGUCAUUGUGAUUAUGACCCUGCCAAUGACAACCUCAUCCCUUGCAAGGAGGCGGGGCUACAGUUCUCCAGAGGAGACAUUCUGCAGAUCGUUAACCAGGAGGAUGUGAACUGGUGGCAGGCGCGUCACGUCGAGGGAGGCAGUGCUGGCCUGAUUCCCAGUCAACUUCUGGAGGAGAAGAGGAAAGCUUUUGUGAAGAAAGAUGUUGACCUUUCACCAGCAGACACCUCUAGGAAGCCCAAAUCAGCAGACCGAGAGAACAUGAUGUAUGCCUUCACGUCCCGGAGUAAGAUGGAGGCUGAUAUUAAAGCUGGCCACUAUCUUGAACACGGUGAAUAUGACGGUAACCUCUACGGCACCAAGAAUGACUCCAUCCAUGAAGUCGUGGAGGCGGGACGUAUCUGUAUCCUGGACGUCAGCCCACAGGCCCUAAAAGUCCUCAGGACAUCAGAGUUUUUGCCGUAUGUGGUGUUCAUCAAAGCCCCAGAGUUUGAGGUGCUGAAGGCCAUGAACAGAUCUGGGGUGGAGGCAGGAGUGACCAAACACCGAACAGACGCAGAACUGAAGAGGACGGUGGAUGAGAGCGCCAAGAUUCAGAGAGUGUACGGACACUACUUCGACCUCACCAUAGUAAAUGACGAUUUGGAGCAAGCGUACAGGAAACUCAAAUCCUCCUUAGAGGAGUUAAAGGGAGCUCAGCAGUGGGUUCCAGUUGGGUGGGUGUUUUAGAGCUCACUACAGCAACUAGUGUAUGAUUCAUGUGACACUUUAUACCAGUGUUAACCUCAUGCCAGGGGUGUUCACUGAUCAGAGAGCUUACAUGAGUGUGUGUGUGUGUGUGCGUGUGUGUGUGUGAAAUCACCAUCUACCCUACAAAAACAGGUUAUAGAUAACUCGUGUCAGAAUUGAACUACAGUCUCAUCUUUUUGUUCAGUAAACAUUCAAGUUUCAGUUCAGAUGUUUUUUGAAAU
This is a messenger RNA of Carassius auratus (goldfish), 1001 nucleotides long. Its product is annotated as MAGUK p55 subfamily member 2-like. Gene Ontology annotation, molecular function: protein binding. NCBI's taxonomy places the organism in Eukaryota, Metazoa, Chordata, Actinopteri, Cypriniformes, Cyprinidae. The transcript has 5 exons. The annotation marks the transcript as partial. The record is from RefSeq and is a predicted model, not a curated record.